AUGGCAGCGUAUUUCAAGUGUAAAAGUGCUAAAGAUUAUGAUUCAAUUCCAAUGUUUGAUCAAUUUAUUUCUGUUGGGAAUUUGAAAUCAAAAAUAUUUGAAUCCAAACGUUAUGGUAGGGGUAAAGAUUUAGACCUUGUUGUCACCAAUGCACAAACUAACGAAGAUUAUGUUGAUCAAGACACUUUGAUUCCUACAAAUACAAGUGUUUUGAUUCGUCGCGUUCCUGGAUUACCUCGCUUGACCAUAGUAAUUGCAGAGGAGACAGAGGAAGCGUUGUGUGACGAGAAGGAGGAGGAGGUUCAUGCAGUUAAAAAAGAGUCAAAUUCAGCCAAAUAUUUUCAAGAUUUUGAUUGCCAUGAUUUUGGAGAUGAUGUGUAUGCAAUUCAAAAAUCAGUGCCAAGUGCCCUCACUAAUAGGAUAAAUGAUGAUGAGGAUGCUAAGAUCAAGAGUUUAACUGUCUCAGUCGGCAAGAGAUCACCGGAGUCUAGCACAAGAUCGUCUUUUCUUAAUGGUUUUGGUCGAGGUGGAAUGGAAUAUUGGAAAAAGCCACCAUCAGGGUAUGUGUGUCAUCGAUGCAACGUGCCUGGGCAUUUUAUUCAGCAUUGCCCUACAAAUGGUGACCCCAAUUAUGGUAUCAAGAAAGUGAAGCCUCCAAGUGGUAGUACUGUUGGAGUUUUGAAGUGUAACGAGGCUGCUUUUUCAAAGGAGGUUGAAGGGUCGUCAUGUUCUUCUUCUUCGUCUUCUAAGCGUUCAUUCAGAGAUAUACCACCAGAGCUUCAUUGCCCGUUGUGUAAAGGAUUGAUGAAAGAUGCUGUUAUGGCGAGCAAGUGUUGUCUUAGUGGUUUCUGCGAUAAAUGUAUAAGGGAUCAUAUUGUCUCCAACUCUGUUUGCAUAUGUGGGGCUAGAAAUAUACUUGCUGAUGCCCUCUUGCCUAUCUUGACUCUAAGGGUCACAAUAAACAGAAUCUUGGAGUCCAGUACCGGUAGUUCCUCAGCGCAUAGGGUUAGAGUUCACAAUACACCGGCUAAUAUUCCAUUACCUCUACCUCUUCGAAAAGAAGAGACUUGUAGGGAACUAAAGACGGUAGAAGAGUGUCCACUAGCUGUUGAAGAAGUAAAGAUGAAGAAAAGGAAGAAACCAAGUGAUGAUGCUUACAUACAAGACCAUGUUGUUGCUGAUAGUUACAUGUCGACGAUGAACCCUGCUGUCUAUUAUCCUCAUUGCCUGGGCAUGCAAUGCAUGAGCUACGGCCACCUUGUCUUACCAGAUGAGUCGGGUUUUAAAAGGACUAAGCGCGAGAUGAGUAGUGUGUUUCCUAGUGUAAUUAUUUGUUGA
Molecule: messenger RNA, 1338 nt
Organism: Capsicum annuum
Lineage: Eukaryota; Viridiplantae; Streptophyta; Magnoliopsida; Solanales; Solanaceae
Product: E3 ubiquitin ligase PQT3-like
Exons: 1
Coding region: 1-1338 (445 amino acids)
Biological process (GO): mRNA processing; protein ubiquitination; ubiquitin-dependent protein catabolic process
Cellular component (GO): nucleus
Molecular function (GO): ubiquitin protein ligase activity; nucleic acid binding; zinc ion binding
Source: RefSeq, a predicted model, not a curated record